This is a messenger RNA of Plutella xylostella (diamondback moth), 6659 nucleotides long. RefSeq names its product mechanosensory transduction mediator stumble. Gene Ontology annotation, cellular component: sensory dendrite. NCBI's taxonomy places the organism in Eukaryota, Metazoa, Arthropoda, Insecta, Lepidoptera, Plutellidae. The record is from RefSeq and is a predicted model, not a curated record. Gene Ontology annotation, biological process: proprioception; taxis; sensory perception of mechanical stimulus.
CAUGGUCAGUUGUGCCAGAACUGCCUUACAAGUAACCAACGUAGUCCUAGAAACUGCCAUCAAAACAAUAACAUCAGAAAAAAAUUACAGAUUAAAAAAGUUAUUGCGUUCUUUUGACACAAAAUUCGGCGGCAAAAUGUGCGUCUGGCACAAAAGAGGUUGCGCUUUUGAGUUCCGAGGUCCGAGACUAGUAAUUUGUUGUGCUAAUUUCUCGUAUCACGGCCGACCGAAGGUUGUUUAACUUCACGUGUUCAACGUAUUUUUUAUACGAGGACGUGUAAUCUUAAUUUCGCUAAACCUAUUUUCUAGGCGCGUGUGAUUUCGUGAAAAUGCGGUGAACCUCUUUGUUCAAGAUGACAGCGCUGUUCUACUUUCGCGCCAAAAAACCCACCAUGGAGGAUUUGUUUUUGGUGAUAUUUUACGUGUUCAAAAUCAAGUUGAAAUGACGACGAGUGUGAAAUGUGACAUUAAAAAUAAGACAGCAAAAAUGUGAACUUUUAAAAACCGUUGUUGAUUGUGACUUCCUCGUUUUGUGACUGUCUGUGCUGUGUUUUUGUAUUUAUUGGCUGGAACGUGAUUUUUACGAUACAAUCAGCCACCGUGAUGAGUCGCCGGUGACAGCCGCAAGAUGGCUCUGAAACUGAAAUACACUGACGAACACGGCAUCCUACACAUCGACAUGAGUCCAUCCUGCCCCUCGGACGACGCCGGAAACGGAAACGCGACGGAAACGUCAAAAACCGAAAUCACAGACCCUAAAUUCGACACCAUAAACAAUCGGUUCGGCCAGUACGACCUCUUUGGAGGGAAAUAUGACGUGCAAAGCGACAGUAGUGGGGACGGCGUGCAACGCUCGCUGUUUCGCAGCCGCUAUAACAGUGUGGAAGAAGAGCUCGCCAAUACGCCAUACGCAUUCACCACAGACAAAUCUGUGCGGCUAAACAGCCUCAAUAAUAACUUCGAUAUCACAAUCAAGUCGCGGCUAGACGACGCGUCGCCCUCAAAGGACAUAGAAGACGAUAGAUUCUUCAACAGAAAUGUAGACUACGAUCUAUUCGGCCCGCAAAUCGAUUUCCAAACCUCAAUCAAUACAGAACCCCCGGCUUUUACAGUGACACAAUUAAUUCACGCGCAGGAUAGAUACUUCGAUUUGUCUUCCCGCGCAACGGUGACAGACGUCAAAAGUGACAUUAACAGUGAGCCUGUGAAUUUGAAAAGUGAGUUCGAAGUUCGAAGCGCGCCAAAUUCGGCGCGGGACGCUAGGAUUGUGCGAAUAGUGGACAAUAAAAACAGUGGUGAAGAUGAGGCGUUUACAGUGCUGGCUGGAAAGAGUGUGAAAGCUGUGCAGGCUGUGGAACUAACUGCGAAGAGCCAGUCCGCCGCGCCCACGUCGAAGCGGAAACGCGAGUCUUCGUUCGCGAUCCUCGCCGAGCGCCCCGCCAGCCCCUGCUCGCUGCCCUGCACUGACACUGCCUCCACCACCACACGCCGCAGCAGAGUCUACCCAGCAACCCGCACGACACCCCAAACUGCCGUGAACUCGCGAGCCAACUCACCCGUGAGGCGACGACGAACCUCCUCUCUGUCCAGAAUCGACAACAUGGCCGACACCGCCACCCUCCCACCCCCCAUGCAUACCCUCCUGCUCUCCAGGCCCCACUCCCCGCCGUCUCCCAGAGACUUUGUCAGAGAGAACAUCGAAGAGGUAAGAGAGCUAAGCGAGUUCAACAGAGAAAUGCAUGAAGCAGAAGCAGAACAAAAGAGACUUGAAGAAGAAGAGGCGUUGCUCAAAGAAAUGGGGCUUCUAGAUAAGAACGCUAAGCUUGAAGGCAGAAGAAGUGUUACAGGGUCGAAGUGCAACUCCAGGAAUGCGUCAAGGAGUAAUUCUCCGGGUAAAAUUAAGUUGAGAUCGAGAUCGAAUUCACCGUCGACGAUAUUACAUUACGAGAUUAUUCCGCCGAGUAAAAGAGAUUAUGUGAACGGUGAUGAUGCUGUGUCUAAGCCUGUGGUGCACAACUCUCGGAUGAGGUCAGUGUCAAGGUCACAGCCGCAGUCGAACAAUGUCAGUCCGAAACACUCCAAAAUACCGAAGCGGCAGAGUUCCGUUUCGCCCACAAGGGAGGGAAGCCGAUGGGAGCCUAAACGACCGGUGGAGAACAAAUUGAACAAAAAUCAAAGGUUCAUUUCUAACAGCACUAGCAGCAUCAACGAAGCGGCGAGGAUAGGUGACGCUGCCAACAAACGAGGCAUGAGCAAAAGCCAGCAACAUUUAAACAUAUCCCCUGCCCACAUCAGAGGUAAGCCCCCAAUAUCUCCCGGCAGAGGUGGUCCUCCGCCUUCUAACAGAGCCAUCAACGCCAAAAGGCUGUCACCAAUAGUCGGUACACCGAACAAGAGCCCUGUGGACGGCUCCAAGCCUGGAUCAGCUCGGACUCCCACAAAAACCUCGCCGAAUGCAAGCAAGCCUGUGAAGACGGCUGGCAGCACGCCUGCUACCUCUAGAUUGAAUUCUAGACAGCCUAGCAGACCGGCCAGCCGGGACCCCAGCCCAGAGAAAGGGAAUAGACCAUCGAUGAGAGGCACGGCGAGGCUUCUGUCAAGAGUUCCGAGCACCAAGGCUGGACAGAACCAAGACGGCAGCAUUAACCGAUCAGAAAGCAUGAAAAGCUUGAAUGACGAAAAAUCACCAAUCAAACGAAGGGAUUUGCGGGAUAAGACGAUGGGGAUGUCAGCGGUAAACACUUUUAUGCAAGGAAAGAAAGCACCGGUGCCAGCCAAACGGGGAGAUAUGAGGAAUAAGACGUUAGGUAUAUCAACGAUGAAUUCGUUCAUGCAAGGAAAGAAAGCUCCACUGCCACCGAAGAAUAACAGGGAUAUGAAAAAUAAGACAUUGGGUAUAUCGACAAUGAACUCCUUUAUGCAAGGGAAAAAGACGCAGGACAAAGCGCCGCUAAUAAAGAAUAACAGUAAAAAAGAGUUGAGGAACUCAACAAUGUCUUCCAUAGCUUCUUUGAACACUUUGAUGAAAGGCCAGAAGCCACAAGAAAAAUCUCCCGAAUUAACAAAGAAGAACAGUAAAGUUGACUUAAAAGAGAAGUCAAUGUCACUGAGCAGUGUCAAUUCCUUUAUGCAAGGAGUAAAAAAAGAUGAUGCAAAAACCUCAGAACCUCCCAAAUCUGCUGCUAAAAAGGAAACAAAAGAUGCAGAAACAAAAUACUCGUCUACUGAAAGCAGCACAGACGAAAUCAUGAAGCAAGAUAUACACACACAAGUGGACAAUACUAUCACAAAUGAGAAAGGUGAACUUGUGAUUUUAACGAAGAAAAGUAUAGUUUCUAUGACCACUGCAGCAAUAACUGCACAGCCCCUAGAGAUAGUAACUACUGUUACCAACCAACUGCCUACGUCUUUAGAAAAGGCAAGAGAAAAGGGAAUGUUUGAAAGGCACAGUUCCAGAGACUCCAUUUUGGGAAAAGACACCAAAGCUAAGGAAGAAGAAGUUAAGCCUGCCGCAAAAGAAGAAUCAAAACCACUUGUAGAAGAGAAAAAGGGGACAGCAGAUGAAAAGAAAAAAGAGUCUGCUGAAGAAAAGAAAAACGAACCAACAGAAGAAAAGAAAAGAGACUCAGCGAAACCUGUAAAAGACGUUAAAGAUAUGGCAAGACUAACCACAAUAUUCACCGAUGACAGUGUCAAACUAAAGCCACUACAACCACCUUACAACAAUCCGCAAGUUGAAAAAGUUAAACAAAAAAUAGACGACAUUCUACGCUCUCCAGAAGUUUCCCCACAAAAUAUUCUAGCUUCAGCGGCAGCCGAACCUGCACCUAGCAAAUCUAAAUUUAAAAGCAUGGCAUCCAAAUCCGGACCUAAAACUGACAUGACAGCAAAACUAAUGGACAUGAAAUCCUUAGUCGCAAAACAAAUAGAAAAAGAGGAAGAGGCAGAAAUGAGAACAGAAGCGACCAAAAUAGUCGACAGCAUCAUAACACCAGUUGAAGAACCGAAACCCGCGACCACAGAUUCAAAGAAAGAAGAAGUAAAAACCAUAGAGCCAGUAGUGACAGUUGUUAAUGAGAAAAAAACAAACGGACCAAAGAAGGAUUUAUUAAAGGCGAUGACAGCGGCGGCGGUGGUGAAACAGGAAGCGGAAGUCGAGGUUCAAAGUUCGAACGUUUCGACGCCGGUUGACAAGAUGGAGGUGCAAAACAAGAUGGCGGAUGGAGCGUCGGAGGCGUCCGCUACCAGCAAUGGAGGCUUCCCUCAAAGCACAAGCACAACACCCAAACCGCCAGCCCGAGCCAAACAUUCAGCUCAAUCCAAGAACUCAUCCACAAACAACGAGAAACCACCACCAGACUCCAAGGAAGAAUCCCCUGACCCAAACAUGAAGCAGCCAAACAUUUGCUCAAGGCUCAUGAGUAAAUGUGCUGCUAAAUGCUGCCCGUGCUGCGUGAAGCCUGAUGCUGAAGAUAUGGAGAAGAUCGCGAAGGUGGAAGAAGGGAAGGUGGGGUGGAUGAGCAAGAUCAACUGCUGUAAGAAGAAGGAAGUUGAUGCAGAGAGUAUGGGGACGGAUGCCGAAGCGGGUUUUCGGAAAGUGAGCAUAGACUUCGAAAACGAGACAAAGACGAAGCGCAAGCGCAAGUUCCGCGACAUCCUGUGCGGGUGCUGCGGGCGCAGCCGGCGCGUGUCCGACGCGGGCAGCGCGGCCGAGGUCGGCUGCUGCGGGCGCCGGCGGCAGGUGGUCGAGCGACGGGAUAGUAUACUGAGCGAUAGACCGCCUACCACAUGCUGCGACAACCGCGUGUUCAACUGGCUGCGGGGCGCGUGCCGGCGCUCGGAGCGCGGCAGCCGGCGCAACAGCAUGUUCUCCAAGAACAAGAGCCUCAGCCCCACCAUACCCUCCGAGGAUAACAGGCCGAAGCUCGAUCCGUCUCUGAUAGAACACUCCAGUACAAUGAGGGGGGCUAUCCCGAUCUUGCCGCAAGCCCUCGCCUACUUGUGUCUCGUCUGCAACGUCAUUGUACCUGGACUCGGAACUGUAUUCAGUGGAAUGUUUUGCCUUUGCUUCGGAAUACCGCGAUUUGGAGCUCACGAUGGACCCAGACCCAGAAUAGGUGCGUUUGUGAUGAACCUGUUUGUGGGAGCGGGACAGCUGUUCACGGUGCUGUUCUGUCUGGUUGGCUGGGGCUGGUCGAUCUGGUGGGGCGUCAUCAUGAUACGAGUUUCAAGAAAGUACCGUCGUCUAAAAGCGGAAGCGGAAGCGGCGGCGGCUGCGGAGGCGGCGCAGGCGGCGCCUCCCGUCACCACCAACAACCACGCAAGAGUCUAGCCGCCAUCUUGAAAAGUGUGGUUAGAGUAAAUGAAAUUAUAUGGAGUAACGUAACUUACCUAGUAAUGUUAGUACGAGAAAUACUCAAGAGUCGGUUUGUAAAUGAAUUUGUACUGUUCGGAAGAGUAUUUUAGAGAUCCAAGAGUACGAACCAAAUCCAUGGAAUAAUGUAUUGGAGAUCAAAAUUACUGCAGGAAUACCUAUAACUUUAUCGGCUAUUCCUAUCCUAUACUGACCUAUGUAAGAUUGGUCGAAAAAUGUUAAAUAUCUUUAGAUCGUUUGCUAACUACCAUUAUACAGUUACUUAAGAUUCGACGAUGAGGACUCGCAAACAAUGUAAAGCAAAAUGAUACUUUAAAGCCGUAGCUUCCUGAGCGUCUUUGUUGUCGCCCGAGCCGUGGUGAAACAAUAACUAAAACUAAAAUUUUAGGACGUUUUAUGACUAUUUAACUGUUUUGUCCCUCCUCUGUCUAUGAAUAAAUAAUGGUUAAAAACUCUAUCACGUUUCUUGAAAAUUAUUAAUUGUUUCCUGAAAAUUUAAGAAUUGACGUGAUAGUUUAUUAUAAAUCUGAAGACAUGGGUAGAUUACAUAAGAUAUAUUUGAACCUCAUACACCUACUGAGUAAUGGUUUAAAAAAACUUGGUAUGGAAGUAUUUCCAUUUUCCGGCAAUAAAGUCUUUGAAUAAGAAAACACAUUUUAAUACAAAAUAACGUAGUUUAUAAAUAAUUCUGCACUUAAUUUUAAGCCUCCAGUGCUUCUUAAAGUAUUAUACACUAUAGAAAUACUUAAUUAGAACUGUAAGAUUUAAGGUAAAUAAAACCUUUUGUAUGUGACCAAUACUUUUUCAAUGAAAUAGCAUAGAAUAUUAAGAAAUAUAAUGACACGGAACAUUUUUAUGUAGAAUAAUAUAUAUUAUAUAUGACGAAGGUACCUAAAUUUACCGAUUAAUCAGUUAAAUGAAUUAUAUAAUUAUGUAUGAAUAUCAAAGGUACCUGUUGAAUUUCCGAAUAUAAAAAAAGAUAAGUACAAUUAAAAUAUAUAAUUCACAAAUUGGUAUGAAGGGGCGUCAAAUAUCAACUUAAGAUAUUGUUGUUAUUAUUUAAGUUAUUAAAUCAAUUAUGAUUAUUAAAUAACGAUUAAUUUUAAUGUUAAUAAGUUCUUCCAUUACAUAUACUUACUAAUGUUAUAUUUGUAACAAAUCAUUUCCCUUAAUAUAUUGUAUGAUUGAUUACGAUUACUUACCUAUUAAAUAGCGAUUUUAAUGUUUAUUAUAUUUACAAGUUGGAUGUACAACGAAUACUAUGUAAUAAAUGAGUUAAUUUGAA